AUGACUACGCCGGACGGCGAGCAAGGCCUUGUGAAACGGCUACGAUCCAUGCACGGCGGCUUGUACCCGCAAUCAUAUCUUGUGGUUGUUGAUGAUCCGUACGCCGAGGUUGCGGCGCGAACAUGGAUUGACGAGCACGCUCAGCUGGAUCGGAGCCAGCUGCUUCACAUGACAUACAAUGAUUGGAUAGAACAGGGUGAGAAAAAGGCCGCGGGGCUCGUUGCUGCAGUACAGGAACUCAAUGGUCCUUUUCUGCCGAACCAAAUUUCUGGUCCUCUGGACGAUGAUAUUACUCUUGUAACUGGUAUUGAGGACAAGCGGUGGCGAUGGUGGUGGCCGCGAUUCAAGGCAAAGUUCGUGAAUGCGGAGCAAAAAAAUGGCUGA
Cladophialophora immunda is the source of this 384-nucleotide messenger RNA. RefSeq lists its product as uncharacterized. The record is from RefSeq and is a predicted model, not a curated record. Lineage: Eukaryota; Fungi; Ascomycota; Eurotiomycetes; Chaetothyriales; Herpotrichiellaceae. The coding region runs from base 1 to 384 and encodes 127 amino acids. The transcript has a single exon.